UCUUCAUUAGGGCUCGAUCGAAAAUCUAGGUCGGAUUAGCUGGUCAAAGUUCAAAGUGUCAAGAUUGUGUGCUUGCAACUGUGCAUGUAGUGGUCACUCGCCAAACAGCUUCUCCCGAAUUAUUGGUGCAGUUUGACAACCAUGGAUCCAUUGGUUUCUGCCUUCGUGGUCUUCUAUCGGCGCAUGGUCAUCUUCGUCGAUAUCAUUCUAUUUUUCAUCAAUGCGAGUCUGGCAUUCUUGAGGUCGUUCUAUCGAUUGUUCGUCAAUCGACCUCAGAGGAACAUUCAUGGUGAAAUCGCUCUUAUUACUGGGGCUGGCAAUGGUAUCGGUCGACAUCUUAGUCUCCAACUCAGUAAACUGGGGGUCAUUGUCGUGGCCGUGGACGUGAACGAGGAACACAAUAAUGAAACGGUAGACAUGAUCAAACGCCACGGGUUUCCGGCCUUCGGAUACAAAUGUGACAUCUCCAGUCGCGAGCAAGUUGAAGAGUUGGCUCGUGAAGUCAAGAACGAUGUGGGCGAUGUGACCAUACUGAUCAAUAAUGCGGGCAUUCAAAUCAUCCGCCCAUUGGGACAAUACACCCCUAGUCAGAUUGAAAAGACAGUGGCUGUCAACCUGUUAGGUCAGUUAUGGAUGGUUCGAGCGUUCUUACCUCGCAUGGUCCAAAUGGAUCGCGGAUCGAUUGUGUCUGUGGCAGCUUUGGGAGGCUACGGCGGGUUCCCAAACAUGAUCCCUUUUUGUGCCAGUAAAUUUGCAGUUCGUGGUUACAUGGAAUCGCUCUACUUGGAAUUGAGACAAGAGCGUCCCAAUCAUAAUCUUCAUCUCAUGACCGUGGCUCCAUUUAUUGUGGAUACCGGAAGGGUGAAAGGGGCGCUUAUCAGGUUCCCUGGUCUCAUCAAUAUUGUCAAGGCCGAGGAUGCUGCUCGAACCAUUAUAGUGAGCAUGCGUCGCGGGGAAACGGUGCUCUUCCUGCCUGGGAUCUACUACUACAUUCAAAACUUCAUUCGAAUCCUGCCUCUUCGUGUUCAAUUGCUAAUUACCGACUUUGUGGACACGGGGGUUGAAAUUCACUACGAUAACCAUGAUGGUACUUACUAAGCAUGUUUUCAAGAAAUCAUAUUAUAACAAAGAGCGCUUUUAGCUUC
Messenger RNA from Tigriopus californicus, 1145 nucleotides. RefSeq names its product epidermal retinol dehydrogenase 2-like. Gene Ontology annotation, cellular component: lipid droplet. Gene Ontology annotation, molecular function: oxidoreductase activity, acting on the CH-OH group of donors, NAD or NADP as acceptor. The record is from RefSeq and is a predicted model, not a curated record. The transcript is spliced from 7 exons. Lineage: Eukaryota; Metazoa; Arthropoda; Copepoda; Harpacticoida; Harpacticidae. The coding region runs from base 142 to 1098 and encodes 318 amino acids.